Closterium sp. Naga37s-1 is the source of this 747-nucleotide messenger RNA. The record is from the annotation of a GenBank genome assembly. Lineage: Eukaryota; Viridiplantae; Streptophyta; Zygnematophyceae; Desmidiales; Closteriaceae.
AUGGCGAGGGCUAGCUGGCAUCAACGGCAUGCCGCGCACGUCUUUUGUGUCGCGGCGCUGCUUCUCUCGCUCCUCUCGCACACCACCACCAUGGUUGCGGCCGAAAUGGACUGCGGCGAUCUGACGGAGUGUCCAGGUCUCGGGCAGUGCGUGGAUCCCGACAAGCUGUGCGACAAGACGGCCAACUGCAAGGACAAGAGCGACGAGGCCGCGUGGUAUUGCAACCCGCUCGACUGCUCCGACCCCGACACCACCGUGGAGUGCGUGGGAACGGAGUACUGCGUGAAGCCGACUCAAGUGUGUGACGGCAUCAUGCAGUGCCCGGGCGCCAUCGACGAGUCCCCCGGCUUCUGCCUCGACUACCGCAGCUCCAACUGCGAGGAGGACCAGGUCAAAUGCACCGCCUCCUCCGCGUGCAUCAAGGGGUACAUGUGCGACGGCGUCGCGAAUUGCCCCAAGAUCAAGAACGCGACGAGCGGAGUGCUGUACGCGCCCGAUGAGGACCCCAAGUACUGCGCCGCGUACUCGUGCCUGGACGGGUUCCAGAAGUGCAGCGACGAGCUGCAGUGCGUGCUGGUCGAUGCCAUCUGCGACGGCAAGAAGGACUGCCUCGGUGCGUUCCCUUCCCUUCCCGCCUUUCUCCCGCCCUUCUCCCGCCCUUCUUCCCCCCUCCUCCUGCUCUCCCCCUCCUCCCGCUCUUCUCCGCGCUCCCCUUCCGCCCUUCCCCCAGCUUCCUCCCGUCCUUGA